This is a messenger RNA of Rotaria socialis, 846 nucleotides long. The record is from the annotation of a GenBank genome assembly. Lineage: Eukaryota; Metazoa; Rotifera; Eurotatoria; Philodinida; Philodinidae.
AUGAGUAAUAGUCGUGAAAAAGCUAUUGAAUCAUUACGUAUGCUACCACGAUUUGAUUCCCAAGCGAUUCUCAAUGAAACAUAUUUAGAACAUGUACCUAAGUCGAACUCAAUCUAUCCAUACAAUUCAUUAUCGUUGGAAGACAUUUUUUGGCAUGAAACAACAAAUCAAACAGUAUCGGAUCCAUUAGUAACACAUUUACUAUUACCAAAAUUUCAUUCUCAUCAUCAUCAAUUAAUUUCUUAUGACGAAAAUCAAUCGGCUGAUGUGACAAAACUAAAUGUUGAAGAAAGUCAAAAAAGAUGUCAUAUUGAAAUUCUCGAGCCAACCAAUGAUCGGUCGGGUAGAAAUUGUCGAGUUACGAUUUAUACCAGUACUGAAAAGUCCGCUUAUACAAUCAUGGGGGAUACUCUUGAAUCUUACAGUCAUUUUCGAAAAUUACCUAGUUGCAAAGCAUUAUCAAAUUUUCUUGAAUAUCGUAAUAAAAUCUAUAAACGUGAAAAACUUGCACAAUAUGCCCCGUUGAAAACUAAAGCAUUAAUAGAAAGAAAAGAUGCCCAACACACUAAAAAUAUUCCUACAAGAACAAUUCAUGCAUCAGAAAGUCAAACAACUCCUUCAUUAAUAUCAGAAGCCGUUUCAUUAAACAUUACUCCAUCAGUUGCUUUCGAAAUAACUCCAAAUCAAUCUGCGGCGAUCAAAAAAGAAGAAUAUAUUCAAAUACCUUCAGUUGACUUACUCAAACGUUCUCCAUCGGAAUCCCCUCAACAUCAUAUUAAACCAAAAAGGACCAAUGGUUCUGCCAAACAACCUCCAUCGCCAUCUAUCAAAGGUCAGCAGCUAUGA